Phanerochaete carnosa HHB-10118-sp is the source of this 2066-nucleotide messenger RNA. RefSeq lists its product as uncharacterized. Gene Ontology annotation, molecular function: pyridoxal phosphate binding; glutamate decarboxylase activity. The transcript has 5 exons. Bases 274 to 1887 code for a protein of 537 amino acids. Gene Ontology annotation, biological process: L-glutamate catabolic process. Gene Ontology annotation, cellular component: cytosol. Lineage: Eukaryota; Fungi; Basidiomycota; Agaricomycetes; Polyporales; Phanerochaetaceae. The record is from RefSeq and is a predicted model, not a curated record.
CUUUUUACUGCUAUUUCUGGACGCGCACCAUGUCGUCAGAACCACCGUGUGUGCAAUUUCAGAUUACCAUGUCCUAUAAAACAUGCCGCCCAGGUCAAAGACGGCCUUCAAAAUCCCCUUCCCUCUCCUCUCCAGGCCAACGUAGUGCGAUAUGGUCCUCUCCAAGGUCUGUCUCGCCCCCUGUGGAGAACACGCGCGUCGAUGCUGACUUGCAGCGAUGUAGGGUAUUGAUCCUGAUGUUCUCAUCCAGCAGUCAAAGGUGCGCUGGGAGCGAUGGCCGGCGAGCGUAUAGGGGGCUUAUGCAGUCGACAGGAUAACCAUGCUGUGCAUGGACACAGGAACCAUCUCCACAGCUCGAAUGGGCACCAUUUAGUAAGCCCAUACGGGGCUCGCUACGGCACUGAGACUGUUCCCAAGUUCAGUUUACCCCGCAAGGGAUCCGACGCGAAGGCCGCGUACCAGCUCAUCCAUGAUGAGCUCACGCUCGACGGCUCGCCUGGCUUGAACCUCGCAUCCUUCGUCCACACCUGGAUGCCUGAGGAGGCCAACAAGCUCAUGAUGGAGAACAUAUCGAAGAACUUGAUCGACCAGGACGAAUACCCCAUGACUCAAAAGAUCCACACGCGCUGCAUCUCCAUCCUUGCCAGCCUUUGGAACGCCCCUGACUCGCAUAACGCGAUCGGUACCGCGACGACCGGCUCCUCUGAGGCUAUACAACUUGGUGGCCUUGCGAUGAAGCGCAUCUGGCAAGAGAAGCGCAAGGCGGCGGGCAAGUCCAUCCACGAGCCCGGUCCGAACAUCGUCAUGGGUGCCAACGCCCAGGUCGCACUCGAGAAGUUCGCGAGAUACUUCGAGGUCGAGUGCAGGCUUGUGCCCAUUUCCAAGGAGAGCAGCUACUGCCUCGAUCCCAAGAAGGCGAUGGAGUAUGUCGACGAGAACACUAUUGGUGUCUACGUCAUCCUUGGAAGCACUUACACUGGUCACUACGAGCCUGUGAAGGCGAUGUCUGAUCUUCUCGACGAGUACGAAGCUAGAACUGGCCAUUCCGUCCCCAUCCAUGUUGAUGGUGCCUCCGGCGCUUUCGUUGCGCCUUUCGCCAACCCGAAGCUCCUGUGGGACUUUCGCCUUCCGCGUGUCGUCUCCAUUAACACUUCCGGGCACAAGUUCGGACUGGCAUACGUCGGUGUCGGCUGGGUUGUCUGGAGGGGCAAGGACUUUCUGCCGAAGGACCUCAUCUUCGAGCUGCACUACCUGGGAUCGGUCGAGUAUUCGUUCUCGCUCAACUUCUCGCGUCCGGCGCACCCGAUUAUCGCGCAAUACUUCAACUUCUUGCAUCUCGGGUUCGAGGGUUACAAGGCGAUCACGCUCGACGACAUGAAGAACGCUCGUCUGCUCAGCCGAGCGUUGGAGAACAGUGGCCUGUUUGAGGUUUUGAGCGACAUCCACCGCCCGGUUGAGGGCUUGGCGGCUAGCAUUAAAGGUGCCGUCUCGUUCGACGAGGAGAACAUCGACAAUUACAUACCCGGUCUUUCGGUCGUCGCUUUCCGCUUCUCUGAAGAAUACCGCGCCCAAAAUCCCGACGUGAAGCAGAAAUGGGUGCAGACCCUCCUGCGCGCCAAGGGCUGGAUCGUUCCGAACUACGAGCUCGCCCCCGACCUGGAGAACAUCGAGAUCCUCCGCGUUGUCGUGCGCGAGAGCGUCACGGCCGACAUGAUCGACGGCCUCGUCGGAGACCUUGUGGAGGUCGCCGACCAACUCGCGCAGACAGACUCGCCUGUGCACGCGUUGGCCGCACUCGGGAAUAAACACUCGACUGAGGCGCACCACGGCAAACUCCCCGACGGCCACGGAAGCAAGUCCAACGGUACCUAUGCCAGGACGUGUUAGACUGUGGUGGCUUGGGGCGACGAUCACUAGCUUAUAUCCGCGGGAGGAGUGCCGUGACGAAGCUUGUACGAUUUGUGAACAGAGAUGGUGUAAAAAGGAAGCCUGUAGAAUUAUAUCAAUUAUAACCAUGUGUUUGAAUCUUGCACUGCGUGUCCAAUGUUCUGAAUGUUGAGGGCGCG